AUGGAAAACAGCAGUGACAUCACUAUGUUUAUCCUCUUGGGACUUUCCAGUAAUAAUAACAUUGAAGUCUUUUGCUUUGUACUAUUUUUAUUUUGCUACAUUGCCAUUUGGAUGGGAAAUGUGCUCAUCAUGAUCUCUAUUACAUGCUCUCAGCUCAUCCACCAACCCAUGUAUUUCUUUCUCAACUACCUCUCAAUUUCUGACCUCUGCUACACAUCCACAGUGACUCCUAAAUUAAUGGCAGACCUCCUGACAGAAAGGAAGAUCAUUUCCUACAAUAAUUGCAUGGCACAGCUCUUCACAACUCAUUUAUUUGGAGGCAUUGAGAUCUUUAUUCUCGCUGCGAUGGCCUAUGACCGCUACGUGGCCAUCUGCAAGCCCCUGCACUACACCGCCAUCAUGAGCAGGCGUAGGUGUAACAAAAUCAUCAUAGCUUGUUGUACCGGAGGAUUUGUACACUCAACCAGUCAGUUUCUUGUCACCAUAUCUUUACCAUUUUGUGGCCCCAAUGAGAUUGAUCACUAUUUCUGUGACGUGUAUCCUUUGCUGAAAUUGGCCUGUUGUGACACACAUAUAGUAGGACUGUUAGUCAUUGCAAAUUCCGGCUUCAUUGCUUUGGUGACUUUUGUUGUCCUGAUGUUGUCUUACUUUUUUAUAUUAUACACCAUAAGGGCAUAUCCCAUGGAGAGCCGCAGCAAAGCUCUUUCUACCUGCAGCUCACACAUAACAGUUGUGAUCCUGUUUUUUGUACCUGCAUUAUUCAUCUACAUUAGACCAGCCACAACAUUUCCAGAAGACAAGGCGUUUUCUCUCUUCUACACCAUUAUUGCUCCUAUGUUCAACCCUCUGGUAUACACACUGAGGAAUGUGGAGAUGAAGAAUGCCCUCAGGAAAGUUUGGUGUCAUCAAAUAUUUCUUAAACAAAAGUAA
Messenger RNA from Jaculus jaculus (lesser Egyptian jerboa), 930 nucleotides. RefSeq names its product olfactory receptor 4P4-like. The coding region runs from base 1 to 930 and encodes 309 amino acids. Gene Ontology annotation, biological process: G protein-coupled receptor signaling pathway. The record is from RefSeq and is a predicted model, not a curated record. The transcript has a single exon. Gene Ontology annotation, molecular function: G protein-coupled receptor activity; olfactory receptor activity. Gene Ontology annotation, cellular component: membrane. NCBI's taxonomy places the organism in Eukaryota, Metazoa, Chordata, Mammalia, Rodentia, Dipodidae.